CUGUGUGUCUAUGAAGAGUGACCGGUCCAUGGAUCCUCCACGUAACUUCAAACAGGGAGAGGCUUUUACAGAGCUGAGCCCAGAGAACCAGGACAGAUCAGAUUCUCCUGAACCCAGAUGUGUGUCUGUGAAGAGCGAUCAGUCUAUGGAUCCUCCACGUAACUUUAAACAGGCAGACUGCUCUACAGAGCUGAGCCCAGAGAACCAGGACAGAUCAGAUUCUCCUGAACCCAGCUGUGUGUCUGUGAAGAGUGAUCAGUCUAUGGAUCCUCCACGUAACUUUAAACAGGCAGACUGCUCUACAGAGCUGAGAGACAGGAAGAGACCAGUCUCACCUGUUCCCAGCUGUGUGUCUAUGAAGAGUGACCGGUCUAUGGAUCCUCCACGUAACUUCAAACAGGGAAACUGUUCUGCAGAUUUAAGCCCAGAGAACCAGGACAGAUCAGAUUCUCCUGAACCCAGCUGUGUGUCUGUGAAGAGUGAUCAGUCUAUGGAUCCUCCACGUAACUUUAAACAGGCAGACUGUUCUACAGAGCUGAGGUAA
Chanos chanos (milkfish) is the source of this 544-nucleotide messenger RNA. Its product is annotated as BUD13 homolog. The record is from RefSeq and is a predicted model, not a curated record. The transcript has 5 exons. Lineage: Eukaryota; Metazoa; Chordata; Actinopteri; Gonorynchiformes; Chanidae. Bases 11 to 544 code for a protein of 177 amino acids.